UUUGCAGUAUUCGCGAACUAUUUGGUGAAGCAGAACAUGUAUUUUGUUGCGUUUCUUCUCAUCCUACCAGGUGUUGCUAUUGCGCAAAGUUUGGUACUCAUAGGUGGAAAUCUAAAGGACGACAAUGCUGGCAUUUGGACAACAAUGGUUGAAAAAGCUGGAGGGCCAGGUAUAGCUAAUAUUGGAGUAAUUUUGGCGUCCCCAAAAAAUGGCGCGGAAGGCGCUAAAGCCGUUGAUAACUUCGUCCGGAUAUAUGGAGCUAAAGCAGCUUCCAUCAUCUCCUUGGAAAAGGCUGAUUCUUCAUCUCAAGAGGUAGCCGAUCGAGUAAGGAGCUACACAGGCAUUUUUUUGGUCGAUGACUCGGAGAAAUCGAAUUUGGUUAACGUACUCCGUCCUUCCGGGGUAGAUAGUUUGGUAUUGAAAGCCAUCAAAUCUGUCAUGAGCAACGGAGGAAUGGUAGCAGGAAACAGCGCAAUUAUGGGAAAUUCGGUGGUAACUCACAGUGGCGAUUCCAUAAAUGCCCUAGUACAGGGAACCAAAUAUCAAAGAUCUUUCUCGGGGAAACAGUUUCCACUCGCUUAUUGCAAACAUGGUGGAUUGGGCUUCUUAAAUAAUUACGUAUUGGAUAGCCAUUUCAGCGAUCAAGGACGGGAAAUGCGAUUGAUUCGUACGCUACUCGAUUCAAGGGAUCUGCCAUACAUUGGCACACCGAAAGGGCUUGGUGUUGAUGAAAAUACGGCUUUAGUAAUUUCUAAUCCGUUGUCUAAACCAGUCGGAAAAGUCAUUACUGCCGAAGUAUCAUUAAGUGGUGUAUUUUUCGUUGACGUGUCAACUGUGCCUGCCGAAUCUAGUUCUACAGCGACCUAUGAAAAAAUUCCAUUUUCUUUCUUUACUGUAAAUGAUACCAUCGAUCUUACUUCAGGAGAGGCCACUUAUGCAAGCUGGAAAAUCCCAAUAGCUGGCGAAGAGUGGUUCGAAGAUGCAAUUCCAUCUUCUGAUAUUUUUUCUGCUGAGACCCCAUCAGAGUGGCGUCAGACAAACCGACGUUUGAUUGACUGCAAAGAGGUCAACGUCACAUGCACAUCUUUGUCUUCUGUGGUUCCUCGUUUCCAGGUGUUUUUCGACCGGUUGGAAGCUAUCGGAUUUGGAGCAGAUAUCCCAAAUGAUCCAAAGAAAACCUACGUAGCUUCUUACCGUAAUAUGCUGGCUACCAUAAAACCUGUCGAAGCUUGAUCUAAUUAAUCAAAAAGAGAAAUCUGAAUAUUUACAUUUCGCAACAAUAGUUAGUGGGACAC
Daphnia carinata is the source of this 1295-nucleotide messenger RNA. Its product is annotated as cyanophycinase-like. Bases 37 to 1233 code for a protein of 398 amino acids. NCBI's taxonomy places the organism in Eukaryota, Metazoa, Arthropoda, Branchiopoda, Diplostraca, Daphniidae. Gene Ontology annotation, molecular function: serine-type peptidase activity. The record is from RefSeq and is a predicted model, not a curated record. Gene Ontology annotation, biological process: proteolysis. The transcript has 5 exons.